Molecule: messenger RNA, 1707 nt
Organism: Adineta steineri
Lineage: Eukaryota; Metazoa; Rotifera; Eurotatoria; Adinetida; Adinetidae
Source: the annotation of a GenBank genome assembly
AUGACAAAUCUGGAAAAACAAGAAGAUGAAAUCUUAGCAUUACAAUCAAUAUUUGAUAAUAAAUUUCGUCUUCUCGAUGAAAAUAAUCAAUAUGAAAUUUUAAUUAAUUUUGAUUUAAUUGAACCAAUUGUUAUUGAAUUUAAUAAUGAAAAAUCUCUUAUUCAUUAUCUACCAUCAUUUACUCUUAUUAUUCAUUAUCAUGAUCAAUAUCCAAGUGAUUAUCCUCCUUCAUUUAUUCUUUCAUGUUUUUAUUUUUCUAAAUUAUCUUUACAAAAUCUUUGUCGAAAACUUGAUAAUUAUCCAUUUAUAAAAGGUGAAGUUUGUGUUUAUGAUUGGAUUGAAUUAAUUAAACAAGAAAUUACGAAUGAAUUUACAAUUCAUACAAAAAUCGAUGACCGACUCAAUGAUCCACGAGCAUUAAAUGGAUUUUUAAAUGAGAAUAUUGAUCAAAUUUAUCAAUAUUUAAUUAAUUAUAAUAAUGAACAAGAAGAAAAACAAUUUCAAAAAAAAUUGCAAACAUGUUCAAUAUGUACAGAUAUUCUUCCAGGAAUAGAUUGUAUUCGCCUUCAUCGUUGUGGACAUUUUUAUUGUCAAUCAUGUUUAAAUGAUUAUGUUAAAAUGACAUUAGAUAAUGGAAAAUUUGGUGAAAAACUUGUUUGUCCACAAAAUCAAUGUCAAAAAGCAUUACUUCCAAAUGAAAUUAAACAAAUUAUUAAUGAUGAUCAUUUAUAUCAAAGAUAUGAAAAAUUAACAUUACAACAUGCUUUAGAAUUAAUGAAUGAUAUUAUUUGGUGUCCAAGAUGUCAAUUUGCUGUUCUUGCUGGAAAUGGUGAUGAUAAUUUAGCUAUAUGUGAUCAAUGUCAUUUUACAUUUUGUAAAAAAUGUAAAGAAACUUUUCAUUUUCAAGUGAUGUGUCCAAAAGAUUAUCUAAUUGUACAAUUAAAAUUACAACAACAAAAAGCACGAGAAAGACUUUUAAAACAACAGGAAGAAGAACGUGAAAGAAAUCGAGUAGGAGAAGAAAAAGAUCAAAAAAGAAUUGCCAGACAACAAGAAAAAGCUCAAAUAGAAUUAGCUAAAAUUGAAAGAGGAAAAAUAACAUCAAUGAAGAAAAAUCUUGCCAGACAGCAAUAUCGUGAAAUUAUUCUUGAUUCAUCUGAAGAAGAUAUUCUAUUAGAAAAAAUCCUUGCUGCUGAACAAUUAGAAGCAUCGAAUACUCAACUAUGUCCAAAUUGUCGUGUAAGAAUUGAAAAAAAUGGUGGUUGUUCACAUAUGCAUUGUUCAAGAUGUAAUUUUGAUUUUACUUGGUCUGUACCAGAAGAACCUAAACUUCCCGAAAUGACUUCUUUGUUAUAUCAUGCUUCUAACACUAAGUCAGUUCAAGCUAUCAAAGAAAAAUUGAAUCCAAAUUUAAAUUUAGUACAAUCAUCAGAACAAAAAACUGAUUCUGAUCAAUUGAAAGAAAAUGAAAAUGAACAAAAUUCAAAAAUUUUAAUUAAUAAUCGAUCACUUCUUGGUUCUGCUAUUAUCAAACGAGUGAAACAAUGUCCCAAUAGUUUAUGUAAUAAAAUCAAUGUUAAAAUAGAAGAAGACAAUUGGAUUGUUUGUAAUGGAUGUUUGAAACAAUUCUGUUUUUCUUGUUCACAACCCAUUGAUGGACCACAACAUUUUGAAAAGAAAUGCGAUCGUUACACGUCAUUUAAAUAA